Molecule: messenger RNA, 2322 nt
Organism: Silurus meridionalis
Lineage: Eukaryota; Metazoa; Chordata; Actinopteri; Siluriformes; Siluridae
Gene: ssbp3a
Product: single stranded DNA binding protein 3a
Exons: 18
Coding region: 107-1267 (386 amino acids)
Biological process (GO): positive regulation of transcription by RNA polymerase II
Cellular component (GO): nucleus
Molecular function (GO): single-stranded DNA binding; protein binding
Source: RefSeq, a predicted model, not a curated record
GAUUCGUCAAUCCGUUUGUCAGUCACGUGUUGGCCGGUAAGGCUCCUCCCCCCCCGCUCGCGCUCUGACUCGCAGCCGUUGCCUAGGAGCGCCGGAGAGCGCAGUCAUGUUCCCCAAAGGGAAAAGCGCGGUGGCGCCGUCGGACGCUCAGGCUCGGGAAAAGUUGGCAUUAUAUGUUUACGAAUACCUGUUACACAUCGGAGCUCAGAAAUCAGCACAGACCUUCUUAUCAGAGAUCAGAUGGGAAAAGAACAUAACAUUGGGGGAACCUCCAGGUUUUCUCCACUCGUGGUGGUGUGUCUUCUGGGACCUCUAUUGUGCUGCGCCAGAAAGAAGGGACAACUGCGAACACUCGAGUGAAGCCAAGGCUUUCCAUGACUAUAGUGCAGCAGCAGCUCCGAGCCCUGUCCUGGGCAACCUGCCACCCGGAGAUGGCAUGCCAGGAGGCCCGAUGCCCCCCGGAUUCUUUCAGGGUCCGACCGGCUCCCAGGCUUCUCCUCACUCACAGCCUCCACCUAACGCUAACAUGAUGGGAGCUCACGGCCAGGCGUUCAUGUCCCCGCGUUACGCAGGAGGUCCUCGGCCGCCCAUCCGGAUGAGUAACCAGCCUCCAGGAGGACAACCUUUACCUCCGAAUAUAAUAGACCCCACACGGCCUCCAGGCCAUCCGAAUCUGGGACCCAUGCAGAGGAUGAACAUGCCUCGGGGGAUGUCACCCAUGGGGCCCGGACCACAGUCUGAUCCAUGGUUAUCAUUGCAGACUUACGGUGGUGGGAUGAGACCUCCAAACUCUAUGGGCCCCAACAUGCCAGGAGUUAACAUGGGACCAGGAACCGGACGACCAUGGCCUAAUCCUAAUAACACCAACACGAUCCAGUAUUCUUCAUCGUCUCCCGGCACAUACGUGGGGCCACCAGGAGGCGGAGGAGGAGGCUGUCCACCAGGAACUCCCAUCAUGCCCAGUCCAGCAGAUUCGACUAAUUCUGGUGAGAAUCUGUACACGAUGAUAAACUCAGUGCCACCAGGAGGAAACAGGUCCAAUUUCCCGUUAGGUCCUGAUGGCCCCAUGGGAGGGAUGGAGCCUCACCACAUGAACGGCUCGUUAGGCUCAGGUGAUAUUGACAGCCUUGCUAAGAAUUCUCCCAAUAACCUGAGCAGUCUGAGUAAUCCGCCCGGCACGCCGAGAGACGACGGCGAUUUGGGAGGGAACUUCCUGCACACUUUCCAGAACGAGAACUAUUCCCCAACAAUGACCAUGAGCGUGUGAUCCGCGUCAGAGCGUCGGCGCUCGCCGAGUAAAACCUGCACACAACCAGAGAGUGACUUCAGUCUCACCCCUGGUGAGACGCCCAUCACAUAACACGUCGCGGACGUCCAGCGCGGCACGUCCGAACCCACGUCUUUUUUUACGACCGGCUCGUCUCAGCCGAGCGUUUCUCUUCUCUACACUCUUGCUUUCGCCUUCAGUUUUUUGUUUUUUUAUUAUUGUUAUUAUUAUUAUUUUUAAUAUUAUUUUUCCAUCUUUUAUUUGGAAAGUCAGAAGAUGUGUUCUUCGUGGUGCUGGAUCUUUCUGGAUGCCAUCCUAGGACCAGCGUAAUGGACAAACAUAUAUAUAUACACACACACACAAACACACAUAUACACAAGAAAAAACUGAACUGAAAUAAGAAGCGUCUACACUCACACGCUUUCCCAAAAAUAAACCUGAUUAUUUUACACACAGGAAACGGAGAGAAGGAUUACGAAAUGCUUUCCUUCCCCAGUAUUUGCCCCUUUUUUUUUUUUGCCAAUUUUACCAAAAAAAAAAAAAACACAGUCACACACUUCCUGUCUUUACACGUUUUGCGUUUCAGAUGUUUAAAGCGAACCUUUUUUGACUUUUGUAGAAUUUUCCUAUUCAGUAUUUAUUUUGCAGACAAUCUCUCGAAAGCGAAUUACGGAUCGACGAUUUUCUUUCUUUCUUUUUUUCCCUGGUGCUUGCUAACAUGUUUUUCUGAUCCUCACGUGGGGGUAAUAAAAUCACACGUGAUUAGAUCUCGUCUCGUCUUUAUCAGAUUUAAAUAAUAUAAAAGCACAAAUUAUCUGUAGUCCAGUUUCAUCCAUACAGUCAGACUGUUAACUCUUUUUUCUACUUUAACUCUUUCCUGCCACUGCGAUACAAACAAAAUCUGAUCUAGUCAGACGUCCAGACGUCUGCGUGGAGACGCUGCGCUGCAGGAAACCGAGGCGACGUCAGCAUCCGUCUUCAUGUAUAAAUACGUAAUGCUCCUCUCAAGUGUAAAAACUCAAGACUUUCAAAUAAAACGUUCUGUAAACAUCUUA